UUCCAGAAGACUUUUGUGUUUAUUUUCCUUGAAUGUCCCCUCUUUUUCUGCUAUUCUUGAAAUUCUGAUCAGUUCAUAUUAUGUUGAAUGAAUGAUUAUUGAGUAGGAGUGGAAAAAUCAAUCUGAUUCUCAGUUCUUAGUGCCCUUUUCUUUUGCUUUGUUCUUUGAAUAGUUGUCUUAGUUCUUGUUUGUAAAGAUUGAAGCUUUAUUGCUCUUCCUUUGGACUUUUGAUUUUGUGAUGAUUGUUGCUUAUUCACCGAACCAACCUGACAAUCUGGGAUUUUUUUAUUGUAAAGAGAUGCCAUAAAAAGAUUCUUGCUGGUGAUUUAACUUUUGUGGGCUCAAUCUUGAUUUUUUGUCCUCUGUUUGGUUUAACAGGAAAUUCUUUCAAUGGACAUAAGUUGCGUACUUGCAUAUGAGUAAGAAACCAGCUACAUGAGUUGUCAAAUAGAACAAAGUAAAAUCUGGAGGUUUGGAGAACUGAAAGAAAGCCUGUGAUGAAACCAUCUAGCUCCUGUGUUUUACUAAUUAGAGAAUUUAAGUUUUUUCUCUGGAGGAAGAUCUGCCACGUUCUUGCUACCGGUGCUGUAUCCAGCUUCAUUAUCUCAUCAGAGACAGGCUCUGUAUUUUUCUUGUGGAGUGACCCGUUUCUUUCACUACUUGAAAUUUGAAGUGAACCAUGUCUUUAGUCAGAUCUGCUGCGUUGUUCCGGAACCGUGAGGUUUACUCUCGGAAGGAUGGAAAUGACAGCUCUGGAGUAUCCACAUCCAUCUUUAACACGGACAACCGUGGGAUUAUUUACUCCAGUGAAUCAUACAGCAGUGACAGUUAUGAUCCAAAGUAUUUCCUCGACUCGCCGUCAGAUGAUCUCGUCCACACAUCCGGCUCCGAUGCCUCUGAAAAUCCAUUUCACCAGCCACGCGCCUCUUCUUACCAGCUUAUGGCUGGAAAUGGUUCCUUGACCUCCUCUUUGGCAACCAAAAGACAUAAUGCCUAUGAAUUCAAUUAUGAAUCAGAAUACUUUGACAGCCAAAGUCCUGAUGCUAUCGACUAUGAUGAAUCUAAGAUGAGACUAAAGCUUCAAGAACUUGAGAAGGCGCUUCUUGAUGAUAAUGCCACCAAUGAUGAUGAUAGUGAUAAUCACGAACACAGUAUGGAAAUUGAUGGAGAAUGGUCCGAUACCACUCGUUAUCCUUUGCUUUACAACUCACCAAAGGAAUCUUCAUCCUCGGAUUCCAUCCUCAGUAGCACAAGCAGUACCAAGGAAAUAUCAUUUACCACUCUAACUCCCAAGAGUUUGCUUCUUGAAUGUGCUGCUGCCAUCCACAACGGCAACUUCGAGGAAGCGUCACACAUGAUAAAUGUGCUCCGUCAGAGGGUCUCCAUCCAGGGAGAACCUUCUGAAAGGAUUGCAGCGUACAUGGUAGAAGCUCUGGCAGCUCGGAUAGCUACAUCUGGAAAAGGUCUUUACAGAGCACUAAAAUGCAAAGAGCAACCUUCUUCUGAAAGACUUUCUGCAAUGCAGGUCCUCUUUGAGGUAUGUCCAUGUUUUAGAUUUGGUUUCAUGACAGCAAAUGGGGCGAUUUUAGAGGCAUGUGAAGAUGAAAAGAGAGUUCAUAUCAUAGAUUUUGACGUCAACCAAGGAAGUCAGUAUUACACUUUGCUGCAAACGCUGGCCAAAUCUCCUGGAAAGCGACCCCAUGUGAGACUAACUGGAGUUGAUGACCCGGAAUCAGUUCAACGUGCUGUGGGGGGCCUGAAAAUCAUAGGGCGGAGGCUCGAACAACUUGCUGAAGAUCUGCAGCUCUCAUUCGAGUUCGAUGCUGUAGCUGCUGAAACUGCUUUGGUUUCUCCAUCAAUGCUUGACUGCCAGCCAGGAGAAGCUGUGGUGGUGAACUUUGCGUUCCAGCUCCACCACAUGCCCGACGAGAGUGUAUCAACUGUAAACCUACGAGACCAGCUUCUUCGGAUGGUCAAAAGCUUGAAACCAAAACUUGUUACUGUUGUCGAACAAGAUGUGAACACAAACACUGCCCCAUUCUUGUCAAGAUUUGCGGAAGCCUACAAUUACUACUCUGCUGUGUUUGAAUCUUUAGAUGCAACUCUCCCAAGGGAUAGCCAGGAUCGAAUGAACGUAGAAAAGCAGUGUCUGGCUCGUGAUAUCAUUAAUGUUGUUGCAUGUGAGGGAGAGGAAAGAAUAGAGCGGUAUGAAGUUGCUGGGAAAUGGAGAGCAAGGAUGAGUAUGGCUGGUUUUAGCCCAUGUCCAAUUAGCCAAAAUUUGAACAUUGAGAUCCGGAAACUCAUAACGCAGUACUCUGAUCGAUACAAGGUCAAAGAAGAGACGGGUGCGCUCCACUUCGGGUGGGAAGACAAAAUCUUGAUAGUCAGUUCAGCAUGGAGGUAAGUAAAAUGGUGCCCAGAGACUAGGAUGAACACUAAUGCAGUAGGCCGAUCCAACUUAUAUAUAACUGUAACAAUAUUUUCCUUCUCUCUUUUUUUCCAUCCGAUCGCCGCAUAACAGUUGUGUAAUGCAUGGUCGGACGGCAGUAUACUUUCUCAGUUUGGUUUAUCUGAUGUAGGCUAUGUUGUAAGCUUUAACUGCGGUCUCCCUGAUGUAGGCUAUGUUGUAAGAUUUAGGAGCAGCGAACUUUAGUUUGUUUUAGAGUAUUCAACUUUUUGUGGAUAACUAUCCUUGAGAGUGUUA
Molecule: messenger RNA, 2704 nt
Organism: Sesamum indicum (sesame)
Lineage: Eukaryota; Viridiplantae; Streptophyta; Magnoliopsida; Lamiales; Pedaliaceae
Gene: SCL1
Product: SCARECROW-like 1
Source: RefSeq, a predicted model, not a curated record